Penicillium soppii is the source of this 981-nucleotide messenger RNA. Its product is annotated as aldo/keto reductase family protein. Gene Ontology annotation, cellular component: cytosol. Lineage: Eukaryota; Fungi; Ascomycota; Eurotiomycetes; Eurotiales; Aspergillaceae. The coding region runs from base 1 to 981 and encodes 326 amino acids. The transcript is spliced from 2 exons. Gene Ontology annotation, molecular function: oxidoreductase activity. The record is from RefSeq and is a predicted model, not a curated record.
AUGGCCAAUGUCAAACUCAUCUGGGGCGGAGGCUCGAUCAUAGACGAGGACGCAUACCCAACUCUCGAGUCCAUCAACGAAGUUCUCGAUAUCUUGAAGGCCAAAGGAAUCAAGAGUAUUGAUACAGCUAGGAUUUAUGGCACCUCCGAGGAGCGUUUGGGAAAAGUCCACGCUGACUCCCGUUUCGCUAUCGAUUCAAAACUUCCCGGCGGAUUUCGACCUGAUCAGCCAUCCACCCCGGACACUGUUGUAUCGUUUCUAAAUGAAACAUUGACCCUUCUUCAAACCGACCAACUUGAUAUUUACUAUAUCCACGCCCCCGAUCGGACAACUUCGCUCGAAGAUUUACUGGCUACUAUCAACGCCCAGCACCAGGCCGGGAAAUUCAAGCGCUUUGGCCUGUCCAACUAUCUGGCCGACGAGAUCGAAGAAGUCAUCCGCAUCUGUCGCGAGAAGAACUAUGUUCUGCCUACCGUGUACCAAGGCAAUUACUCCGCCAUUGCACGCCGGGUAGAGAGUGAGAUCUUCCCCACACUACGCAAGCACAACAUCUCUUUCUACGCCUACUCACCUAUUGGUGGAGGUUUCCUGACCAAAGAUGUGGAGAAGUUGGUCUCUGGCGGCGAGGGUCGAUGGGAUCCAAGCACGCCGCUAGGAAGCCUCUAUAACAAGCUUUACAAUAAGCCACACAUGCUUGAGGGCUUGAAGCUUUGGGGAAAUAUCGCGAAGACGACCGGAAUCUCGAAGGUUGAACUGGCGUAUCGGUGGGUGGCGCACAACUCUGUUCUUAAGGGGGAGCUGGGCGAUGGCUUGAUCUUCGGCUCGCGCACUGUUGAACAGCUUAAUCAGACUCUUGCGGCUCUUGAUAAUGGUCCUUUGGAUGCGGAUGUUGCAGAGCAAAUCGAGAAGGUGUGGACGCUUGUGGAGCCUGAUGCGCCGCUUGAUAACUACAACGCGUUCUUUCCUCGGUCUGAGAACUAG